AUGGCGCAGCUGUUGCAGCGCUCCCUGCGCCUUUCAGGGGCUGGGAGAUCCCGGCUCCGUUCACGGGCCGCCAGCGGUGUGCAGGCCCGUGGCACGUCGCCUCCCCGCGCUGCGGCGAGGGCGGCUUUGGAGGAAUGUUAUCGGCUGGGCCUGUGGCAGAAAGCCUUGGAGAUCUUGGCUGAGAUGAAGUUGGAGAGGGCAUUGGAACCAAUGCGACCUAAUCCCACUGUAUUCCCCUACAGCGCUGCAAUGGGAGCCUGUGCAGAGGCCACGCAGUGGGAAGCCACUCUGCAGCUCCUUUGGCAGAUCCCCAUGCAGUCGCUGACGCCCGACCUCCUUUGCCUCUCCGCCUGCUUGAGCUCCUGCGCCCGCGCGCGGCAGCCCAAGGUGGCCAGGCAGGUGGCGCAGCACUGGUCCGAACGCAGCCUGCGUGAGUCGCUGGCGCUCGUACGGUGGCAAAUCUCCCAACACAAGCGUGAGAGGCUUACCACCAAGGUGUUGCCACCGUCAUAUGGCAUCACUUGCGUGGCCCAAUUGGCGGCUCGCUCCUGUUGGUCUCAUGCCUUGAAUGUUUUCUGGAGCCUGGCCAGCUACUCCGACGUGGAGGUGACCACGGAGUUGCUGAACUUCGGCCUGCACGCCUGCGAGAGGGGCCACCUGGCCCAGCAGGCCGUCGAACUUCUCCACUCCAGGUCGCCACAGCUACCCACGCCCGACCUCAAGAGCUAUCACCUCGCGCUGCGCGCGAUCGGCCUUGACUCCGCCAGGAGUUCGGAACGGCUCGAGGACGUGGAGCCCGGCUGGCCUCGAGCCGUAGCACUACUCGAGGACGGGCGGCCGGUCUGGGUGGAGGGCCAGUGCCCCACACGAUCCGCGGCGCGGGGUGGAGGCCCAUCAGCUGGACCUUUCACAACUUGGCGGGCGCGUGUGCCCGAAACCACGCUUGGGCCAAAGCCGCCGAGGUGUUGA
Messenger RNA from Durusdinium trenchii, 969 nucleotides. NCBI's taxonomy places the organism in Eukaryota, Dinophyceae, Suessiales, Symbiodiniaceae. The record is from the annotation of a GenBank genome assembly.